Molecule: messenger RNA, 4317 nt
Organism: Polyodon spathula (Mississippi paddlefish)
Lineage: Eukaryota; Metazoa; Chordata; Actinopteri; Acipenseriformes; Polyodontidae
Gene: rpa1
Product: replication protein A1
Exons: 18
Coding region: 249-2066 (605 amino acids)
Biological process (GO): meiotic cell cycle; DNA replication; double-strand break repair via homologous recombination
Cellular component (GO): DNA replication factor A complex; nucleus
Molecular function (GO): single-stranded telomeric DNA binding; damaged DNA binding
Source: RefSeq, a predicted model, not a curated record
UGAGAACGAGGUCCCGCCACUCCGGGCACGGGAGAUCCAUGUUCAGGGUCCGGGCAACUCUCUCGGGUGUGACGUCACUGAGAUGAUAAACAGGCCCCGCGCGCAGCCCAAGAGCUAAGUUGGCGCCAAAACAAGCGAGCGAAGGAGAAGGAGAAGGAGAAGGAAAAGAAAAGGAAGAAGAAGGAGAAGAAGAGGAGGAAAGUGCGGCAAUUAAAAGAAGCGAAAUUAAAAAUAUAUAAAAAGCGAAGAUGAGCGGUGCGCUGACCCGAGGCGCUAUCCCGGCCAUCGCAAAGGGAGACCAGAUUCAAAACCCAGUCCUACAAGCUGUUAACGUAAGACGCCUCGAUGGUGGCAGUGGAUUACCUCGCUUCCGACUGGUGAUGAGCGAUGGAGUGCACUUCGUGUCCUCCUUUAUGUUGGCGACUCAGCUGAAUGUCCUGGUGGAGCAGAAAGAGAUUGAUGUCAACUGCGUCUGCAAGAUCAAGAAAUACAUUGUGAACACACUGAAGGAUGGAAGGCGUGUGGUUGUAAUCAUGGAUCUGGAGGUCCUGAAAUGUGCCAGUGAUGUAGGAGGGAAGAUUGGAGAGCCAGUUCUAUAUGUGGAAGGUGCAGCACAGACAACAUCGCCUACUUCAAACCCACCUGCCAGGCCAUUCAAGCAGCAAAGCAGUUGCGAUUCUGAGGCACCUAUGAAUAGGGGUCCCCCCAAGGAUUUUGGGAAACAGAAGGCAUUUUCAGACCCCCCUAAUACUCCUGGGGGCACCCAGUCAAAAGUGGUGCCCAUUGCCAGCCUUAACCCGUACCAGAGCAAGUGGACCGUCCGAGCCCGAAUCACCAACAAGAGCCAGAUUCGCACCUGGAGCAACUCCAGAGGAGAGGGCAAGCUGUUCUCCAUGGAGAUCGUGGACGAGAGUGGGGAGAUCAGAGUUACAGGGUUCAAUGAACAAGUUGACAAGUACUACAGUGUGAUUGAAGUCAACAAGGUGUAUUACAUCUCCAAAGGCACUCUGAAGAUCGCCAACAAGCAGUACACGAAUGUGAAGAAUGAUUACGAGAUGACGCUGAGCAACGACACCUCCAUCGUGCCCUGCGACGACGCGGGCAACGUGCCCAUGGUGCAGUUCGACUUCGUUCCCAUUGAGGAGCUGGUGAACAAGGAGAAGGACUCUGUGGUCGAUGUUAUCGGAAUCUGCAAGAGCUACGAUGAAGUAACAAAGAUCACAACGAAAGCCAACAAGGAAGUCUCCAAGAGAGCCGUGCACCUGAUGGACGUGUCCGGGAAGGUCAUCACAACCACCCUGUGGGGAGAGGAGGCUGAGAAGUUUGACGGCUCGGGGCAGCCUGUCCUGGCCAUUAAGGGGGCUCGCCUGUCAGAUUUUGGGGGUCGAUCUCUCUCGGUCCUCUUUUCCAGCACCCUCAUGGUGAACCCCGACGUUCCUGAAGCCUUCAAACUGCGAGGCUGGUUCGAUUCUGAGGGGCACACUCUUGAAGGGUCAUCUAUGUCUGAAAUGAAAGGCGCUGGUGGUGGGAUCACUAACUGGAAGACUCUGUCUGAGGUGAAGACUGAAAACCUGGGCCAUGGAGACAAGGCUGACUACUUCACGUGUGUGGCCACCAUCGUCUACCUGCGCAAGGAGAACUGCAUGUACCAGGCCUGCCCCACGCAGGACUGCAACAAGAAGGUGGUGGACCAACAGAACGGGCUCUUCCGCUGCGAGAAGUGUGACAAGGAGUUCCCCAACUUCAAGUAUCGCAUGAUCCUCUCUGCAAACAUUGCAGAUUUCGGUGAUAAUCAGUGGGUCACUUGUUUCCAAGAGUCUGCAGAAGCCAUGCUGGGAAAGAGCGGAGAUUACCUGGGGGAGCUGAGGGAGUCGAAUGAGCAGGCAUUCGAUGAGGUGUUCCAGAACGCCAACUUCAGAACCUACACCUUCCGAAACCGGGUCAAGCUGGAAACCUACAACGACGAAUCUCGUAUCAAAGCGUCGGUGUUGGAUGUCAAGCCCGUAGAUCACAAAGAGUACAGCAAGAGGCUCCUCGUGAACAUACGGAAGCAUGCAUCACAGUAACAAGUGCGGGGGGGCCACAGAGACAGGGGUCCUGACUCCACUGCCUGGGACGGGCGACAGCACACUGGCUUUUCCUUUUGAGCCAGUUCAAAUUCAUUAUUUUCCUUAUUUAUGGUGUACAUAAAGCAAACACAGUAGCUACAGAUCAGCUAAAGGGGAGUGUUUAGACAGUCUUGUGUGCUCUCUCAGUAGAAGUUACCAUUAACUCGCCACACUUGUGAGGAUGUACAAUGUGUUUCUCAAUAUGGUGUUCAGACUUUUUUUUUUUUUUUUUUAAUGUGCGUUUUUGGAAAACUACAGAAUAAAUGCAAUGGUUUAGGUUCAAACAAAUAACUGCUGGACUGGAAUUCAUAACCACUGACUGCUAUAGGUAGUUGGUGCUCAGUGGUCUGUGAAAAAAGUCAAAGCCUGGGCUGGGGAUUGGUUUGGUUUAAAAGGAAAAUGCUGAGGGAUUCAGAAUGUUUCGAAUGUUUCGAGGACCUGCUGUGCUUUGUGAAUUCCAGGACAAAGCUGCACAUCUCUGAUAAGCUUAUUUAAACUUGCACCUCUGUCUCCCCAACUUUUUUUUUUAAGUGAUCAUAAAUAAAAUCCAACAGCACAGCCUUAUUUGGUAUUAGCGGGGCAUGGUGUUUAAGCAAGCAAAUUUUAGCGUGUUUUUUUUGUGAACCAUUUAAAGUGUGCUUCUGUCCUGUUUUUGUAGUGAUCCGGCAGUAUUUUAUUUUCGCUUUGAAACACAGCGAGGGGUUGUAUAAAUCAGCGGGACCUGACACAUCUUGGACCGAAGGACCAGUCCAGUCCCAAGUCUGUAUUCCAAGCAGGCCUUAAAUCUGAGUACAUGCAUACAAAGGAAUUAAACCGGGCAGCGGUGGUAGAAAAUGCUGUGAGCUGGUGUGUGUGUGCGCACCGAGAAUUGAAAGAACUGAAUGAUGAUGUCUUAUUGGUGCCAGAAUUUGUUAACUCUCUCAAGCAUUUGUUUUGAAGUUUUAAAAAAAAAAAGAAAAAAUCCUCCCACGCUUAUAAAACCAAAAGAUGGUCAUUUGUGUGCUUCUGAAUGGUAUAAUAGUCAAGACUUGCCAAGUAGAUGUUGGCUGCAAGAGGUUCAGAGAUUUGUGGGCGGAAGAGGAAGAGUGAAGCAGCGAUCUGCUCUUCCUUACCCCAGGCAAGGCUUUACUUUGUGGGUGGUUUUGUGUCUUUAGUCUUCUGAAAUUACUUGUGGCCUGCACUUUCCAAAACCAUGUGGAUUUUGCAUUCAAGCGAGGCACUGCCUUAUCAUGGUUGUAAAUAACUGUGAUGCACCCUUUUUUAUUGAAUGGCAGUUUUGAGUAGGAAUUAUUCAUGGCCUUGCAUGGGCGUCUUAACAAACGUUUGGUUGUCUUCAAGUAGAUACAGCAAUGGACAUUUUAAUGCACUUGACAUGUUGGGGUUAAAUUACACUCCCUUGAAACUGUACUCGAUUGCUGGCAGUAGCUUUUAUUUUAAAAGCAUCAAUACAUGGAGAGCUUUGCUAUCUUUAUGGAAAAUAAGGAGGGUUAACAUGAUUUUCUGUGACAUUUAAACAAUAGGGAAUCUUGUAUUCAACCCUGCUUAAGCCUGUGCCCUGAAAAAACACCAUGUGGUCAGUUUUCUUCAUAUUCUGUUUUUUUAUAAAAAAUCAAGCUAUGGAUGAGUGUUAAGAUUUAAGAGCAGAUUUCAAGACUUUCAGCACUUUAUUUUUUCCUUUCCUUUUGCUAAUGCUCGUCCUCAAUAAAGCAAGGCAAUGCACUUGCAAUGUGCAGAUGCAAGCGAGUUGAAAGACUUGCUUGGGGAAGCACGGGACCACUUAUCAUUUUAAGCUGCCCUUUUUUUUCCAUUUUUAUGUUCAUAAUACUGUGAGAAAUAGUCUGCUGGAGAUCUCCAGAAGUGUAAAGAUGUCAGCGUGCAGGACCGAAAUGGCGCUCGUGUCUGGGGAUUGUGCUGCCUUGUAUUUUGUACGUUUAAGCCGUCAAACGGCUUGUGUUUUUGGGAUUCUGAUUUUGAGUUGGGACUAGUUGAUUCAAAACACUCAAGUUCUUUUUUCUCGGUUGGGUCUGCAGUGAUUUAAUUGAACUGUGUGUGUGUGCCAGGAUAUCUGAUUGUCUGAUAGCAAAGUAUUUUGAGAACGACCUGGUUCCACUUCCGAGAUGAAGCUUGCACACGUGUUUAAUACGAUGUGUCUUCUUUUGUGGUGAUGAUGAAAAGCUGCUGUUUGUUCUAAUAAAAGUAUAAAAAGUCA